This is a messenger RNA of Pecten maximus, 1004 nucleotides long. RefSeq lists its product as uncharacterized. NCBI's taxonomy places the organism in Eukaryota, Metazoa, Mollusca, Bivalvia, Pectinida, Pectinidae. The record is from RefSeq and is a predicted model, not a curated record. Bases 28 to 888 code for a protein of 286 amino acids. The transcript has a single exon.
CCGGGGAAUCCUUCCUUUUAUUCGAUGAUGGAGAUGACUCUAGGAUCAUCAGCUUUGCCACUACGAAUAAUUUGUUCGAUCUUGCCAACGCCGACACCCUCUACUGCGACGGAACCUUAUUCACCUGCCCCAAGCUUUUCUACCAGAUUUACACCAUCCAUGCAGACAUUGGAGGACCAGCAGACCUAUACCCGCUUCCUGACCCUACUGAAGAUGACUAUGAACGAAUACAAUCUCCCCCUUCAGCCAACCACCGUUUUUGUUGACUUUGAAGCAGCCGCCCACAACGCCAUCCACCAGGUUUUCCCCGGAGUGACCGUCAAGGGAUGCUUUUUCCACUUCACUCGGUGUAUAUGGAGAAAAGCACAACAGACAGGAUUGCAGCAACUCUACAGACACAACGAUGACGUCAACAGACUGGUACGCCUUGCUGCAGUAUUGCCCUUGGUUCCCCUUGAUAAAGUGGAGGACGUCUGGUUUAAUGCGCUAGAGGAGCUGGAUGAUGCUGACCUACCCGUGGACACCCUACCCUUCACCGACUAUGUUGUAUCCCAGUGGAUGGAAGGAGACCGACAGACCUGGAACCACUACGCAACAAAAGGACACCGGACCACCAACAACCUGGAAGCUUGGCACGGGAAGCUGAAGAAGAAAGUCCGUCAUUCCCACCCCAACAUAUACACAAUCAUCAGAGUGUUCCAGGAGAUCCAGGCGAGCAUCGAGAUCGACAGGAUACAGAAGGACGCAGGGGGACCAACCAGACCAAGAUGCAAGAAGUACAGAAACAUCGACCGCCGACUGACGCAACUGAAGGAACGCCUGGAGAACAACACAUUGAGCCUGAUGGAGUAUGCUGAUGCAGCUUCACACCUUCUGCACCUGGAGUAGAUUUUGAGUCUAUGUUCUUGAUAUACAUGCAUGUACAGAUACAUGCAUAUAAAGAUAGAGAGAUAUAUCUUUUUUUCUGAAAUGUUACGUAAAUUGUAUUAUAUUAUGCAAGUGUA